AUGUCUUCCCGCUCUGGAACUACUCUGUAUGUUACCGGGUUUGGCCAUGGCACCCGUGCUCGCGAUCUUGCCUACGAAUUCGAACGUUAUGGGCGUCUUGUUCGCUGUGAUAUCCCUGCCCCGCGCACUCCCUCCAGCCGACUUUUUGCCUUCGUUGAAUACGAGAGUCGCCGCGAUGCUGAUGAUGCUUAUCAUGAGAUGCACAACAAGCGUAUCGGUCGCGAUGAUUUGCUGAAGAUUGAGUGGGCACGCACUCCUCCCUCUGCUUCCUGGCGCUUUGACUCUGGCUCUGGCCGUGACGCUCCACGUGAUGCUGGCCGUGAUCGUCGCCGUGAUCGCACUCCUCCUCGUCGUGACGAUCGGUACGAACGCGACGCCGACCGCGACUACGACCGCCGCGACCGUGAUACUGACCGCCGUGACCGUGACCACGAUCGACGUGACCGCGACCGUUCUCGCGACCGCUCUCGUAGCCCCGAUGACCGUGAACGCGAUGGCAAGGAUGACCGGGAGAGACGUGAUGAUGAUCGGGAGCGUCGUGAGGAGGAUCGUGAGAACGGCCCCAACGGUGAGGACAGGAAAGUACCCCUGGACCCAAUGCCCUCUGCUCAUGAUGAGCUUGAUACUGCUGAGUAG
This is a messenger RNA of Penicillium mononematosum, 636 nucleotides long. Its product is annotated as RNA-binding protein. The record is from RefSeq and is a predicted model, not a curated record. Gene Ontology annotation, biological process: mRNA splicing, via spliceosome. The transcript is spliced from 6 exons. Gene Ontology annotation, molecular function: RNA binding. Gene Ontology annotation, cellular component: nuclear speck. The coding region runs from base 1 to 636 and encodes 211 amino acids. NCBI's taxonomy places the organism in Eukaryota, Fungi, Ascomycota, Eurotiomycetes, Eurotiales, Aspergillaceae.